This is a messenger RNA of Candoia aspera, 1448 nucleotides long. RefSeq names its product lipocalin-like. NCBI's taxonomy places the organism in Eukaryota, Metazoa, Chordata, Lepidosauria, Squamata, Candoiidae. Bases 81 to 527 code for a protein of 148 amino acids. The record is from RefSeq and is a predicted model, not a curated record. The transcript is spliced from 4 exons.
GCCAGGAACCUUAUGGAACCAGCUUCUCCAAGCAUCUCCAAAUACUCUUUGGCUGAGCAGGGAGAAAGGAAGUGGGCAGGAUGAAGCCGCUUUGGCUCUUGGGCUUGGGGAUCGCCCUCCUCUGCAUUCCCUGUGCCACCUUUGAUGGGCUUGACCACUGCAGUUUUGAGCAGAUUCUAGGAGAAUGGAAUAUUCUUGCUAUUGCAACAAAUUGUGAGUGGAUAGCAGAACAGUUCAUUACGGCGAUCAUGAAGGUCAACAUAACCAAACUGGAGGAUGGAAGCUUCAACGUCACUACCAACUUCUGUAUGGAAGACGUAUGCCUGGACAUAGAGAUGACAUAUACAAAACAGGAGAAUGGGAUGUACAUCUGUAAAAGUGAUGUGGGGGACAAAAUUGUAGAGAGGAUGAAGACAGAUUGCAAGAACUAUAUCACGAUGGGUACCAGAGACCUGAAUCCCUUCAUCAAUGACAAGAUUGUGGCACUCUACGGUAGGUAUCGAGAGCACUUCCUGCCUUCAUUUUGAUCAAGGGGAAAGCCAGGCCAGCCCAUGAUUUAUUUGUUCCCUUGCGCACCCCUUUUCUGCCAAAGGGCGAUUUUGGACUGCAAGUGAUGACCGUCACCCUCCGAGGCACCCUGCGUGAAAGGAAAAGGACAGGAGAGAAGAGGGAAAGAUGCCAAGUUGCACCUGGGAAGGGUUCUUGGCAUGAUCCUCCCUCACCUCUCCUUUUUUGGUAGCCAGGUGGACCAUCUCCAUGACUUCUUCCUCCAGAUGCAGCAGGGCACUCGCGCUGGGCAUUCAAAGUCAUUUCCAAAUGAAUGAGAUCAAGGAAACCAACGUGUCCCUUUGUGAUCCUUUGGGGAGGGGCCGAUCCUUCCAGGCAGAUGCCACCCUCCCAUUCUCCCCUCUGGUGGGGGGCCACAGGUGACCAUGAGGUCAGCCACAUCAGCAGUAUUCCCAGGAGUGCCACAAGAGUGCCAUGGCUUCUGGUUUUGUGUUGUCCACUUCCUGCAGGAAAUUAACACGCAGCCUGAGCAGUGACUCUGUGCUUCUCUCUUCAGCUCGACACAGAUCCAGCUGCUCCCAGGAAACCACCCGGGCCAUAGUCGGACCCGAGCUGAUCAAAUGUUGCUUUGGUGCUGCUAAGAUCAGCAUGAAUUCCACCUUUCAGGGUAUUCCCUUGAUGGAAAAGUUGGCCCCAGAUUUUGAUGCCCAUUGGUGACCUCCAUAUUUGAAGCAUUUUCUCCCCACAGAAGUCUGUAGGGGAGACCGGAGAAGCCCGUUCACCUCAGGCCUGUCUGUUCUUCCUUCCUGCAGCCAGGACUAUGUCCGUGUCCCAGCCCGUUAAGCAGGUAUUUGAAAACGAGGCUGUGCAGAUGCAGGUGAAGAGGGACCACAUCUUCUUCUUGCCCAAGAAACGUAAGCUCCCAAGAGGGUUGUCAGUCA